GCUAGCUAAUUACCACCAUACGACGGAGGCAAAAAGCAAGCCGCGGGCGCAAUAAAAACCGCUGCAGCGCGUCUCGUGAACGCCUCAACACCGCUACAGCCGUCGCUGCCACUUUCGCUGCGCGCCUUGGCCCAGCACUCGGUCUGAGCCCCCCUCACUGAAACAGCAGCAUGGCCUCCUACUCGAGCCCCCCGACCUACAAGCCGUCGACGUACGCCGCGGCCCAGAAUCCUGAUGUGUACGCCGAGGACUACGACUGGGUCAUUAACAAGUUACGAGCAAGGGGCUUCAAGACGCUGCAGGAUCGGCGAGCCGAAGCGGAAGAACAGAGAAAGCAGCGCCUAGCCGCCUGGGAGGCCGAGAAACAGAGAAGACGCGCGGCGGGAGAAAACCCGGACCAGCCCGGCGACCAGGAGAAGAACCCGUCCUGGUGGAAGGACAUGAAGUCGCUGCCGGGCGCGCAGGCCGACGAGAAGAAGGACGAGAAGCCCUGGGACCUCAUGACCGACGAGGAGAAGGAGGAGAAGAAGAUUAGGGAUAAAUGGGGCGGCACGUUGGCCGAGUCGGUCCCGAUCUCGGACUUGCGGACGCUGAACACGAAGGGCUACAUUCCCCGGUCCCAGGCUACCUGCUUCCGAUGUGGCGAGAAGGGUCAUUGGUCGAGGGACUGCCCGCAGUCGGCCAAAAAUCAGAUGCAGGCCAAGGGUGCCGAUGAAGGUAUAUUAGGAAGGAAUCGGGCCGAUUUGAGAGGCAGGGACGCGCGCAUGUACGACAAGCGCAUGCUCGAGCAACGGGAGAGGAACCACUACGGCGGGGGCGGGCACUACGGGGGGCGGUAAUUUGCUUUCUGUU
Pelagomonas calceolata is the source of this 852-nucleotide messenger RNA. NCBI's taxonomy places the organism in Eukaryota, Pelagophyceae, Pelagomonadales, Pelagomonadaceae. The record is from the annotation of a GenBank genome assembly.